AUGAACAAUCAAUCAAGAAAGAGAACAUGUCAAGAGUCAAAUGAAAUAGCUGUUUUUGAAGAGGAAUCUAAAGAUAAAGAUAGAAUACCGAUCAAUAAUGACGAUAUAGUUUUCGAUAAUCGAAAUUCAUUGAUAAACUUUAAUAGAGUUUAUCAUCUUUAUUAUCAAUGUUUGGAGAGUAGAGAUGAUCAAAUGAGAUCACAAUGCGUUAGGUUCUUUGUUGAUUGCCACAGACACAAGUUUUUACAUUUUAUCGAUGUUCAAGGUUAUACCAAGUUCAUUGUAGAUCUAUUCUUUGAUCCUUCAUUAGAUGUAUUCAACAACAUGACAUCGUUUAAAUGUCGUAUUCAUAAAUCAUUAGUUAUAUUGAAUUUUGCAUUGGUAUCGAAACAAUUCUUUAGAAUUACAUCAAAGAAGAUUAACAAUAGUUAUCACAAUAUAUUUGGAUAUGCCAAUUUUGAUCAUGAAUAUUCAUUAAUCAAAUCACCACCCUUGUUCUUUGACUACGAAUCGAUCAAGUUCAUCAGAUAUAGUGAGAGUACAGAUAGAAUCAUUGAUUUCUUUUCAAGAGUUGAACUAUUUCAUAUUAAAUCAGAUGAAUACGAUAGUAGAAUCAAUGAUGGUGUCUCAAGAAGAUACAUCUAUUAUGAUUCAUUCAAACCAAGCGAUAACAGCAGUUCAGAUGAAUCUUUAUAUCGUGAUGUGAUUAAUAGAGAUGGUUACUUGACACACCUUCCACCAUUUCCAAAUCUAAAGAAUAUCUUUGUGCAUCAAUACUAUGGAUACCGACGUAACUACAGUUUAUUUCUAAUAUCGAUCUUUGAGAAUACACCGAAUGUAGAUGGACAUGGUAUCGAAUCAUUCUAUAUCAGGAUCAACAAAGAUUGGAAUAGAAGUCCAGAUUACAGUAACAUGGAUUUCUUGCAACCACUGUUAUCAUUACACUCAAAGACAUUGAAAUCAGUCACACUUGAAUAUUACGAUUUCUAUAAUGAUGAUGCCCCUCAACUUCUUUCGAUAUUGAAAGAGAGGCUUCCAACAAUCAAACAAUAUAAUUACUCUUUCAUUCUGUUCGCAAACUUUAAUCUGUUGAAAUCAGUAUGUCAAGAUGGUGAAGAUCUAGAAGUUUAUCAAUAUUUACUCAAUCAACAAGUUAUUUUCAACAAAUUUAAUAGUUAUGAUGAAAAUAAUGAAAUCAUUUACUAA
Heterostelium album PN500 is the source of this 1206-nucleotide messenger RNA. RefSeq lists its product as uncharacterized. Bases 1 to 1206 code for a protein of 401 amino acids. NCBI's taxonomy places the organism in Eukaryota, Evosea, Eumycetozoa, Acytosteliales, Acytosteliaceae. The transcript is spliced from 2 exons. The record is from RefSeq and is a predicted model, not a curated record.